CAAAAUUGGAGCAAUUAUUAUGGAUGACUGUUCAUCUGCUGAUCGUGGUCUGAACUUAACUAAAGAAUUUUAUGGAGGUAUUUUGUUGGUCAAUGAUUCAACUGGUGCCCUUAUCAACCCUGAUCGAGUUGUUGGAUUUGUUGGUUCUGCUAACAGUGACAAAACUAUGAAAGUUGCUGAAUAUUUGAAGACUACAAAGACAGUAUUAGUAGCACCACAGGCUACAAGCCCACAGUUAAGUGACAGAACUAGGUUCCCAUAUUUUGUGAGGACUUUACCAUCAGAUAACAUGCAGGGCCCUGCUCUUGCAGCCCUGUUGAUUAGUCAUGGCUGGAUGAAUGUGCACAUUGUCAUUGAAGAUGAGUUAACUUAUCCCAGAGACUUGGCAAGGCUGUUCAGAGAAACAUUUGAAAAAGAGGGAGGAUGUGUAUCAUCCACAUUUAUUCUGAAAUCAGACACACAUACUAUUAAUAAAACUAAGUCAAACGAAGAGGACAUCAUUUUAGAAAUCAUGGAAAGUACUUUGAAGUCAGAUAUAGUUUUAGUUUUGGGAGGUGGAAUCGUUAAACCAUUACUGGCAGCUAAGCAGAAGUUUAUGAAAGAUAUAAGUGCCAAACGUCUGGUAUUCAUUGGGACAGAGACAUGGGGAAAAACAGAGUUCAUGGUUGAUGGCUUUGAAAAAGCAGCAGCUGGAUCAAUAACAAUAGCCUUAUAUGGGGAUACUGUCAAAGCAUUUGAUACACAUAUGUCAAAACUCAGAUUUGGUCAACCUUCUGCCAGCAGUGUUCAUACUGAGAUGUACUUCAAAGCUAUGUUCAAUUGCAAUACCAACUGUACAACUGACAUGAUUGUAACAGAACUCCCAACUUAUAGCCAAGACACUUUCAUACUGCAGACAAUUCAUGCAGUAUAUGCUCUUAGUAUAGCUACAACUGAGAGACUAACAAAGAAAUGUGGGAAAGGAACCAAAACUGUAUGUGAAGCACUUGGCACAGCAUUUGGAAAAAACUUCACUGACAUUUUGGGAAAUAUGUCUUUCAAGGAUAUUGACGGUCAUAAUGUUACCAUACUCAAUAGAGAGAGUGGCAAUGCAUACAAUUUCUUCUACUGGAAAAAAGAUGGAACUCCAAUGAAGAUUGGUAGUUCAGGCUCCAAUGGUAAAUCCUUUGAAGCAGAUGAUAAUAAUUUUCCAAAAGGUUAUUAUGACCUUUUGCCACAGUCUGAAUGUCCAGAUGUAUGUGGCUACUACUGUAAAAGAUGUAAGUUACAUAGAAAGGAGAAACUGGUCACAAAGUGUUCAGAGUGUCAACUGAUGAGGAAUGAAGGAUACACAAAAUGUGAUGCAUGUGUCGUGUCUGGGAGUAAAUAUCAAUGUUUCAACUGCAAGGAAUAAAGGAAUUCUGGUGAAUUUAGUGUACAAAUUGGGAAGAUCAUAAUACAAGAAUAAUUUAUAUAUAUAUAUA
Molecule: messenger RNA, 1463 nt
Organism: Owenia fusiformis
Lineage: Eukaryota; Metazoa; Annelida; Polychaeta; Sabellida; Oweniidae
Source: the annotation of a GenBank genome assembly